Molecule: messenger RNA, 864 nt
Organism: Kluyveromyces marxianus DMKU3-1042
Lineage: Eukaryota; Fungi; Ascomycota; Saccharomycetes; Saccharomycetales; Saccharomycetaceae
Product: UPF0613 protein PB24D3.06c
Exons: 1
Coding region: 1-864 (287 amino acids)
Source: RefSeq, a predicted model, not a curated record
AUGUCUGGCAAAAAGGUGCCUGGUGUGCUUCACUUGUAUUCGAAAAGCCGUGUUGCUUUUGAGUUUGAACCAGUUGGCAAGUCCAAAGUGUUGAUAUUUGUUGGUGGCUUGACCGAUGGGCUCUUGACUGUGCCCUAUGUGCAGGGAUUGGCGAAAACAUUGGAGCCAUUGGGAUUUUCAGUGGUGCAAAUUCAGUUCUCGAGUAGUUAUCUUGGAUUUGGGACGGGAUCUUUGAAACGUGAUGACUCGGAGAUCGACCAGUUGGUGGAUUACCUAAGAAGCGAUGGGAGAGAGACGAUUUUGUUGAUGGGCCAUUCGACUGGUUCGCAAAAUACUCUACACUACUUGACGAACCAUCCUGGUAAAAUUGAGGGUGGUGUGUUGCAGGCUGCGGUGUCCGAUAGAGAGUUUAUUUGCAGCCAGUUUCCUGAGACCUCGUUGCAGAAGUUGAACGAGGAGGCAUUGGCGUUGGUGAAGGCUGGCAAGGGCGACGAGCUAGUGUCAGAGGAGCACCGCAAGGUUAUAUUUGGGACACCUAUUACUGCGUACAGAUGGUGUUCGUUGGUUUUGCCUGGCGGGGACGACGACUUCUUUUCGUCGGAUAUUUCCGACGACGUGUUGAAGACGACGUUUGGCGUAGUGCAAGAGCCAUUUCUCGUUGCGUUGUCCGAGAAGGACGAGUUCACGCCCGAGAAUGUCGACCGUGAGAAAUUGUUGGGCAGAUGGGAGGCUGCUUCGGACCCUAAAAGAUGGUCGAAGAACUCCGGGCUUAUCAGAGGUGCAUCGCAUAACGUUGCGCAGGCUGAAUCGCAGAAACACCUCUACAAAAUGGUUGCUGCGUUUAUCCAGGAAUUCUCUUUAUAG